UCCAAAACAAAGAGCUGCGGUGUUUCCCUUUCGCCUCCACGCCCUCCUGGAGAAAAAAGAGCCAAUCCCAACAGAGUAGGGAAGAGCUAGAGGGUCAAACCUAAUUAGAAGGGCGUGGCUUGGCUUGAGUCUUACUUUGCUCGCUUUACUUUACGAGGUAAGCGGCUACUGCAGGUUUACUAGCCCCAACAUCGAGAUCGCCGGUACUGAAGGUUCAUGGCAAGGAUGUGGGUGCACUUCAUAGUCUUCCUGGUAUUGAGCACAACAGCCUCUUCUUUAAAAUGCCCUGAUGGGCAGAAAUGUGGAGGAUCUUCAAUAUGUUGCAAGCUCCCUGAAGGAGAUAAGUAUACCUGUUGUGGUCAGCCUCAGUUCACAGGAGCAUCCCUCCGCAUGUUGCCCCCAGAGAGCAGGAAUGAGGUAUCUGGGGUUGUGUGUCCCGAUGCUAGCACAUGUCCAGUGACACACUCCUGCCAGCUCAGCCUAAAUUCCACCUUUGCCUGCUGUCCUUGGGAGGAGGCCAUUUCUUGUGUUGAUGGACACCAUUGCUGUCCCCUUGGCACCCACUGCAGCACUGAUGGAAGAGUCUGCAUAGAAAAUGAAGGUAUUUGGAGACAAAAUUUAACCUCUGCUGUUAUAGUCAGGGCUGUGCAAUGCCCAGAUAGCGAAUGGGAAUGCCCAGAUGGCUCCACCUGUUGCUUGAUGGCUGAUGAAUCCUGGGGAUGUUGUCCAAUGCCAGAGGCAUCCUGCUGUGCAGACAAGAUUCACUGCUGUCCCCAUGGCACAACUUGUGAUCUAGUUGAGGCACGAUGCCUUGAAACUUUUGGGGAACAGCCUCUUUCAAAGAAGUUUCCAGCAAAGAAACGGACCCCGGUGUUAAAUUUGACUCAAAAAAAAAUCUGUCCUGGUAAUCACUCUUCCUGUCCAGAUGCUGCCACUUGCUGCCUGCUCCCAACUGGCCAGUAUGGUUGUUGCCCUUUACAAAACGCGGUGUGCUGCAGUGACCACCUUCACUGUUGUCCACAGGGCACCCAGUGUGACCUGAAGCAUUCCAUAUGCACCAUGACACCCAAGGAAUCAUGGCCCAUCACCCACCUUAGUGCAGGCUUCCACACAGCUCACGAUGUACAGUGUGAUUCAGAAUUUGCAUGCCCAGAUGGAAAUACUUGCUGCAAGACAACCUCAGGUUCUUGGGGGUGCUGCCCACUGGAAGAGGCUGUAUGCUGCCCAGAUAAAAUCCAUUGUUGUCCAAAGGGUUAUCAGUGCGAUUUGUCAGAAGGCUCCUGUCUGAAAGAUGGCCAAAGCAUUCCUUUGGUGCUAAAAAUGGACGCAAGCUCCACAACAGCCUCAGAAAUAGACUCAAGCUCUACAGCAUCUUCCAUAGGUCGAAUGGUGCAGUGUGAUCCCUACACAGCUUGCCAGGAUGGCCAGACUUGUUGUCGCCUUGCAACAGGUGCUUGGGGAUGCUGCCCGUUGACACAAGCCACUUGCUGUCAGGAUCAGAUUCACUGCUGCCCCAGUGGUUACAACUGUGAUUCAUCAUCAGGCACUUGCCUAAAAGAUGGAGAUCGUAUGCCUUGGGUGGAGAAGACGACAGCGAUUGUUGGCAACCUCCCUUCCAGCAGGGACGUGAAGUGUGAUGACCAGUACAGCUGUCCAGAUGGACAAACAUGCUGCCUGCGUUCAGGAGCCUGGGCAUGCUGCCCCCUCUUUCAGGCCAUUUGCUGUGAGGAUCACCAACAUUGCUGCCCCUUUGGCUAUACCUGCAAUGUGGCAGCCCAGUCUUGUGAGAAACGGCACCGGCCACGCCUUGCUGAUGCUGCAGGGGACCUGCUGACUUCAUUGCAAAAUGCUGCCUCCAAUCAGGAUGUCUUGUGUGGUGAACAGCACUACUGCCACGUGGGCCAGACCUGCUGCAAGGCCAAGAACAGUAGCUGGGCCUGCUGCCCCUAUGAAAAGGGAACCUGUUGUCACGACAGGCGCCACUGCUGUCCUUCUGGCUUCUAUUGUUCCGUGCUUGGAUAUCACUGCUACAGAAAGCCUUCCCGUUGGGACACUGGCAGCGCCUCCCCACAUUCUAUUGAUGCCCAUGUUCUACUCUGAAGUGCCUUUUUGGGUGGAUUUGUUUGUGGCCUUGAAUUAGAGUGAACUGUUUCAGGAGUGGUAUAAGAAGGUGAAUGAACCAGGGCCAUUUUUGCCAAAUUGCUAUUCAGAUCCUAAAGGAUGUCUUCUAUUCUACACUUGUCACCACUAUGGGCCAAAUAGGCCAUCUACAUUUAUAUUAAGUCAACCCUUUUAACUUCUACAUUCUUCCUUCCCAUCCAUGAUGCACUGCCCUGUCCAAAGUCAUGAGGGCUAUAACCUAGAAUCUGAAAAAGCUGCCAUCCUGAGCUUCUGCUCUGAAGAUUUCAUGUGCGCAAUGAUUUUCUUUGCCUCGGUCAUUCCUUAACCUUGAAAGAGGGGGAGUUUCAAUCCAUUUUCCAAAAAAAACAAAAAAAACCCCAUUAAGAUUGGCAGAUGAUUUUGCCACACUGCCCCUUCCAGCCUUGUCCCACCUCACCCUAUCCUCUUCCCACUUGGCCUAGCGUAUUACUCUGGGUGGCAUCACCUGAUUUCUGAAGAGCAAAAGUGUCUUUUUCUGAUAGUGUUUGCAAAGUAAAGAGAUGCUAAUUGUCUAAUUGAACCACUACAGGUGUCGAGUCACUUUUGUUUAAAGAAGGGCUGCUCAGCCCACCCUUUCCUGAGGUAUGAUAGAAGUUUUUAUUAAGAUUUUACUCUUCAUGCAUAACCCUAAUACUAACCCUGCUUUUUAGAAAGGCUUAGCACUUCCGCAAGGAGAUGCAAGCUUGCUUCUGAGACAAGUAAGAUACACCGUUUUGUUUCAGUGAAUAUGUGGAUUUUGGCACCUGAGCAGUUGGUAGGGAAGAUGGUUGUCUUUGAUUGUCAGUGUGUUCUGUCCUGUGAUUCCCCCAUGCAAAAUGAGCACAUUUGAUGCUGCUCCUUUCUUUUUUAAAUAGAACUUCAACUUAAAGUGACAGGUGUUUUCUGUUACCAGACCUUGAUGCUAUGUUGUAUGGAAAAAUCAAAUAAAAUUUUAUCAAA
Pseudonaja textilis is the source of this 3099-nucleotide messenger RNA. Lineage: Eukaryota; Metazoa; Chordata; Lepidosauria; Squamata; Elapidae. The record is from RefSeq and is a predicted model, not a curated record.